Oryzias melastigma (Indian medaka) is the source of this 1185-nucleotide messenger RNA. It is a transcript of the gene slx1b, whose product is annotated as SLX1 homolog B, structure-specific endonuclease subunit. The record is from RefSeq and is a predicted model, not a curated record. NCBI's taxonomy places the organism in Eukaryota, Metazoa, Chordata, Actinopteri, Beloniformes, Adrianichthyidae. Bases 220 to 1005 code for a protein of 261 amino acids. Gene Ontology annotation, biological process: double-strand break repair via homologous recombination. Gene Ontology annotation, molecular function: 5'-flap endonuclease activity; crossover junction DNA endonuclease activity. Gene Ontology annotation, cellular component: Slx1-Slx4 complex. The transcript has 5 exons.
GUUUAUUCUCCCGAUUUUGAAGUGACGAGUUUGUGAAGGAUCAUGGGGCGGUUAGAACGCGAUUACUACAGGCCGUCUUAAAGUCCUCCGUCGUUUAGCUGGGUUUCCUGUCAGUAUCAGGGUUACACUCAUUAGUUUACAUAAAAUUACACGGAUGGCUCCUUCAAAAUAAAAGCAUUCCGCCCAUCUGGGAUUUAGCGACAAUCCCAUGACGACAUAAUGGUAGUGGAGGUGGAGAGUUUCUUUGGGGUGUACAUGCUUUACUGCACGAAUCCCAGAUUUAAGGGCCGCAUCUACAUCGGCUUCACCGUGAAUCCGGAGCGGCGGAUCGGCCAGCACAACGCCGGGCGACACCGCGGCGGGGCCAAAAGGACCAGCGGAAGAGGACCAUGGGAAAUGGUCCUUGUUAUCCACGGCUUUCCCUCUGACAUCGCUGCUCUCAGGUUUGAAUGGGCGUGGCAGCAUCCACACUCUUCCCGGCGCUUGGGUCACGUCGCCCGGCGCUCCAGAAAAGAGUCCAGCUUGCAGUUCCACUGGCGGGUGGUCUCCAACAUGCUGCGCGCGGCGCCGUGGAACAGGCUGCCGCUGACGGCCCGCUGGCUGAAGCAGGAGUACAGGAUGGACUUUGAACCAGCUCUGCAGCCCCCUCUGCACAUCCCCAUCGCUUUUGGAAGUGUUCGGGCCAAGAAGAAGCAGCAGCUGCAGAUCAGAGCGGAGGACGAGGCCAGCAGCUGCUUCAUCUGCAAAGGACCAGUGGCGGCAUCAGAGAAAGUGAGCUGUUUCCAUGCGUCCUGUGGGAUGAGCAGUCAUUUAAUCUGCCUGGCCAGACAUUUCCUGCAGUCAGAGCCGUCCCAGCUUCUGCCGGUGGAGGGGGCGUGUCCUUCCUGCCGUCGCUCGGUGCUAUGGGGCAGCCUCAUUCGUCAGAAGCACGGUUGCCUGGGAGACCUGGAGGAGAUCGCAGACUUCUCUUCCCCGGACCACUGGGCAGACGAGCUGCAGAUGUAAAGACAUGACGACUACCGUGACUGGUGGAAACUGCACAGAAGUUAUUGUUGUGGAGUGUGAUUUCUGUAUAGAACCUUGACUGUAAAAUUCAAUGAAGUGUCCCUAUUUUUAAUGUAAUAGAUUUAUGUUGAGAAUGUAUUUUUAUGAAUUAUAGUCACACAAAUAAAUUAUUUAAUUGCU